Molecule: messenger RNA, 1707 nt
Organism: Anoplophora glabripennis (Asian longhorned beetle)
Lineage: Eukaryota; Metazoa; Arthropoda; Insecta; Coleoptera; Cerambycidae
Product: ras-related and estrogen-regulated growth inhibitor-like protein
Exons: 5
Coding region: 171-878 (235 amino acids)
Molecular function (GO): GTPase activity; GTP binding
Source: RefSeq, a predicted model, not a curated record
UUCGCCAUCCUAGCCAACCACCACCAGAACCACAGGUUACGACAUCAGCUGUGCCGCGCGUUGACAAAUUUUGCGUAUUUUUUUUUCUGUGAAGGGACUGUUCCGUUCAAAGCUUAAAAAUUCUGUUGUGUAGAGUGCCCAGUGGGUUUUUCACUGACUUCAUUAAUAAAAUGAAAACCGAAGAUAAGAAUAAUAUGCCAAAAGUUCGCAUCGCAGUCAUCGGAAAGUCAAAUGUGGGGAAGUCAGCUUUGACUGUUCGCUAUCUGACCCGACGUUUUAUUGGAGAAUACAGGAGUAAUACAGAUCUUCUAUAUCGUCAAACACUCAACGUCAACAACUCUGCCUUGGAAGUCGAAAUUGUCGACGUCUGCAGCUGCGACAUCAAGACGUUCCCAGAAGAGGCCAUCUACUGGGCCGACGCUUGCGUCGUGGUCUACGACAUCACUUGCAGAGGGUCCUUCACCCAAGCCACCGACAUGCUUCAGAGAGUAUUGCAAUUGAGGAACCAAAUGCCUACGGUGCUACUAGGAAAUAAGGCCGAUCUCGAGCACCUCAGACAGAUCGAGGAAGUGGAAGGUCGCACCGUAGCCAUCCAGAACAACUGUCAAUUCUACGAAGUGUCGGUGGCAGAAAACUCCCCCGCCAUCUACACUGCCUUCGACAUGAUCCUGAACGAAUGCCGGUCGGUGCAGUCGACGCAGAAGACCCGGAAAUUCUCCGUCUCGAAGAUGAUAGGAACGCUGAUCGGCAACGCGAACAGCAAAGUAAUACCGAACACGAAUCAGGGCGGUACGGUGGUCGUCUGCCACAAGUCCGACUUGUACAAAUCCAGAGUGCUUAGGAGGAGGCAGAACUUCACCGCGACCGCGUCCCUUUGACUAUCGGCCAAGGAGGAGCUGGACGCUCGCUGAAUUUGGAAGAAUUUAGACUGUCGGGAGACAGUGGGAAUUUUAUAAAUUUGGAAUUAUUGAGUUUCUCAGUUUUAUGAGAGAUGAUGAGGAUAUUAUUGUACAUAAGAUAAGAUUUUUGAGGACUUCACUAUCAUACGAGUCAUGUGAUAUAUGAAACACGCUGUACAUUUUCCCCAGGGGAAUGGUUUGUUAGAUAUUUCGAAUAAAUUUAGGAACAUCUAAGAAAAGGAAAUUUUACGAUUUUUUUCAAAACUUGCUCUAUUUACUUUGGAUCAGUUUAACUGUUUAUGUUAAGAUAAAAAAAUUACUCUUUCACAAAGUAAAAUUUUAAAUUAUUCAAGUAAAUAUUUCUAUACUCUAAUGGAAAACAUCCUAUCUUUAAUUUAAAAGAUCGGGAAGUGACGUCAUCAUAUUCCAAAACAUCCUUUCAAUAUGAUGCAAUAAAACAGUUGUUUUGACAAAAUGCAAUUAUUAUAUAAGUUAGAUAAUAAUUUUUAUACCCUUUUCGAUAUGUAUGUUAACAAUAUAUAUUUAAUGAUAAUGUUAAAAAAUAAACACAAAACUGUCUUUUCCAUUAAAGAAAGUUAAAUUGCGAACAUGCAAGGUUUUAUCUUGCAUGGCAAGUUUUGUGUUUAUCGUUUUAUUUUUUAAAUCCUAUUUGUAGGUAAUUGUAUAUUUAGUAGACCAAAUAUUUAAUAAUAUUGUGUGUGCUAAAACUGGCUGUGAUACAGAAUUGAUGUUUUUUGUAUGUAAAAUGCGAAAACAUAUUUAUGUUGCAUAAAGUUUAUAUAUUUAA